GCCAGCCCCAUUCAAAGGCUGUGCUAAUGAACGACGAUGGUGAGUUACGUGGACUUUGCUGCUACACGAUGAGACCGUUUCGUGGCUCGGGUCUCCCGAGAUCUAAGUUUGUCCGGCUGCAAGUCGGUUGCAGUUGACAUCCCACCCGGCUAUUGGACACGUGCAGGGCUGAAGGGGCCAGGGGGACAGUCACAGGCUAUCACGGCUCCUUCGAUCUCUGGCUUUCCACCAGACGACCAUCACACGAGCAAAUUCCCGUUUGUGAGAUAGCGUCCGGUGGAGCAUUUUCAUAGCCCCUCCUGGGCAGCUAGACUCCGCAUCUCGAGUCUCACUUUGCCGUCAUCAUAAAGCCUCACCGCCUUAGACGUAAUCUUGCGCCGCAAACGAGAAUAGACCGUUGCGAGUUUUACGGCCCGGCCAGGUUUUGUGUAAGUCCUCAUCGUGGGUGGUUAUAAAGAGCACCGUUCGCGGCGGUUGGAAGGCCGGAUAAACAACUCCACAUCCACCUUCGCUCCCCACAUCAACUCACACUAUUCCCACAUUCGCUCCUCCAUACAUACCUCGCUCGUUGCUCAACGGUCGCUCUAAAUCAAUACACUUUAGUUAAUCAGGAUACUACAUCACAAACAAUUCUUCUCAACGUCAAUCCACCCCAGCGGCUUAUUACCUCCACAACUCUUCUUACCUUAAUCCCCCAAAGAACAAACUCAUCAAGACAAGAUGGGCUCUCUUCCGACUUCUCAGGGCAUGAAGAUCCUCGUGUGCCCCUCUGGAUUCAAGGGCAGUCUGCAGCCUGACGUUGCCGCCGACUGCAUUGAAGCGGGUAUCAAGUCUGUGAUGCCGGAGGCUUCAGUCCGCAAGGUCCCCCUUGUCGACGGAGGCGAGGGGUUCACUAGCGCGCUUGUUUCCGCAACUGGUGGCACGCUUCACCCUGUCACCGUCACCGGACCUGUCGGUAUUCCGAUUGCGUCCUACUUUGGCAUACUGGGGGGUAGCAACCCCGAGAUGCCAAAGACUGCCGUCAUCGAAAUGGCAGCGGCCGCCGGCCUGAGCCUUGUGCCCGCCGACCUCCGCAACCCUGGGCUCACGACGACGUUUGGCGUUGGCGAGCUUCUCGCUGCUGCUCUCGGUGCUGGUGCAAAGAGGAUUGUCGUCGGGUGUGGUGACUCGGGCACAUGCGACGGCGGCGCUGGAAUGCUUCAGGCUCUUGGCGCUCGGCUCAUCGACCAUGACGGGCAUUCGCUUCCCAUUGCGGCGGGCGGCGAGUCUCUGCUCGAGCUGGCCAACAUCGACCUCAGCGGUGUCGACAAGCGGCUCAAAGACGUCAGCAUUGAGGUGGCCGUCAACUGGAACAACGUGCUGUCAGGCCCCGAGGGCGUCGCCAGGGUGUUCGGUGCUCAAAAGGGCUCCAGCGCCACGCAGAUGGAGCGGCUGUCUGCGGCCAUGGAGGUGCUCGCUGUGGUUGCCGGCCGCCUCCUCUGCGACAACAAGGUGGGCCUGUCACCCGGCGGAGGGGCGUCUGGAGGGUUGGGCACCGGUCUGCGGUUGAUCGGUGCCAAGCUCCGACCAAGAUAUGAGGUGGUGGCGGAGUACGUCGAUUUUGACGGGCUGUUUACCGACUGCGAUCUUGUCCUCACGGCUGAGGGAGGCAUCGACGACCAGACUCCCCGGGGUAAGAUCCCAGCUGAGAUUGGCAUGCGGGCAAAGAAGCACGGGCUGCCCGUGAUUGCCAUCGCGGGGACCAUCGGGCCAGGGGCACGGGUCAACUACGACGUGGGAAUCGAUGCGUACACGUGUAUCUUGCAACGCCCAUCGACGCUGGCCGAGGCGGUUCUGGAGGCAGAGAAGCUGACACGGGAGAGCGCCGAGUGCGUCAUGCGGAUGAUUGUCGUGGGACGCAUGUUGGGGUCCAAGAAGCCCUUUUCCCCCAUGGCGCAGCCGCCGGCGUCGACAUGGGUGUAGAUGAGUCUU
Molecule: messenger RNA, 1971 nt
Organism: Colletotrichum destructivum
Lineage: Eukaryota; Fungi; Ascomycota; Sordariomycetes; Glomerellales; Glomerellaceae
Product: Putative glycerate kinase
Exons: 1
Coding region: 721-1962 (413 amino acids)
Molecular function (GO): glycerate kinase activity
Source: RefSeq, a predicted model, not a curated record